UUAUUCAAAGAGAGGUGAAAAUGUUUCUUCUGUACCAUUACUAUGAACUAGCUUUGAGUGCCAAGCAAGGAUGAAAGAAAGUUCUGAAAAUUAAACAAUCAUUCUGUUGUUGGAAGUUUAUUUUUAAAACAUGGAGGAAGGAGAAGAGCUUGAUGUUGUGGUUUCUAACUGAUGUUCAAAUUUUGGUAUCAGGCACAUCAAUUGUUUGAGACAUUAAAAUGUGAAUAGUAAGUUCUCUUUCUCAGGCUUGUAUCUGGAAUCCAUCUUCCCAUGCAAUGCAAAAAUCAAAGCAGGCUUUCUUGUCUAAUAACAUUUCUUGGUAGAGGCCAACGCGCUGCCUGCCUUGGCUGUGCUGUGAUUUGCUGAGGAGUGAGCAGUCAGUGUUAGCUGACACUCAGUCCUGAGCUCUACCUUACUCUGCCUCUCCCAAACCCUUACAGGCUUCCUGGGGACCUAGCCUGUGCUCUCUCUCUGAGCUUGUGAUGGGCCAAAGAUGCAAUGUACAAACGGGUUACAGAGUUUGAAUCUACCCUACUAAGACAGCGUUUGCUCUUGGGUUUAUGCUGUGUGUUUGUGCUACGUAUGGCGCCUUCCCAUUUCCUCUGAAAGCAAACCUUUUGCUGACCUGCCUUAUGGUGUAGUCUCUUAUUUGAAAUGAGAACAUUCUGAUAGAGUAAUUUGAUUCAGGAAGACUGAUAGUUUUAAUGGUGUUAAAACCAUUAGCUUUAAUCUCUCAACCUUCACCCUCUUUUACUACUGAGGUGUGUUGGCCCCGGCCGGCAGCCACUCACCCACACAGCUGCUCGCGCACUUUGGAAAUUUAACUUAAUUUAUUGCCAUAAUAUAUUUGGUUGCUGAUUCAGGUACUGGGAAGCGAUGAAUACAAACAUUAAAACAUCUUUCCUUCCUCUUUCCCAGGCUCAGCUGCACUCCAGACACAUCUCCUCCCUUCUUGUUAUCUCCACAGGUUACGCUCAGUCCCUUUGGCGAGGCGAUGAGUGGCACAGGGGGUUGGGGUCAGGACGUAGUGGUUUCUCUCUACCUCUCCUUGUUUCUCACCCUUUUCUUCCUUCGCUGCUUCCUUCUUACUCAUUUGCUCUGCACUAGCAUGGUCCCUCUGUGGGCCACAGUCCCUUUGGGGGUGUGCGGGCUCAGUCAUGGUGCACCUCCAGCUCCUCUGACCUUGUUUCUAUCCCUGUCGACUUGUUCCCUUGUGCCCUCCUUGUCCCCUCUGGUGUUCCAUCUCAGGUUUGUCUCCUCCCCUUUGGCAUUUUCUGCCUUUUCCUCAGUAUGUUUUCGCAGAGGCGUCGCCCACGUGGCUGAUGGGCUCCGCUUUGGCACGUGGUGCGUCUGUUGCAGAGCCCGCUGGAAUUGGCCGUGACCAGCACAGGUCAGCCUUGACCUCCUUCACAGGGGCCACCCCUGCGGUUUCAUGACCGGGAUGAGUGGGGAGCACAGGAGGCCAGAACUGUAACUGCCCAGCUUCAGGUAGAGAUAAAGGAGUAGGCAGGUUAGAUUGCAUCAUCAGAGGGCCUGUUAGGACAUCAUUUAUCAAGAAGAAACCCAGGAGCGAUCUUGAAGCUCAUUCAUAAUUUUAAAUCCAAUACAUAUUUCUACUUCAGGAAAGAACUGAACCAUGAAAUCUAUGCUUUUCCAUGUUGCAAAGGAAAGUUAACUGUAUGUGGAAGCAAAGUUAGUUUUGUAAUCGUAAUUUGGCCUGAAAUCCAGUGCUGAGUCACAAUUUGAUGUUUUAAGAGCACAGUUGGUGGUUAAUUUUCCUUUAUAAGCCCAAGUCACACCAGAGAAAUGCUACAAAAUGGAACUUGUAGUUCAAAAAAACCACAUACAUGUAUUAAUGUAUUUCAUGAAAAGGCAGCUUGCAUCUGAAACCAGCAGAAAUCAUUGGUGCUAACAGUGGCUUCAAACUGCUUCCACUCAGCAUUCAUAGCCAGGCUAGUUUUUGACUAUGGUUCUUGGUUGAGGGAGUAUAGAUAAAUAUUGUAAGAGGUAAUUGCUAUUUUACAGCAGUUUCAUGGCAAAUGCUGAGGAAAUUUUGUAAAACAUGCUUCUGAAAGACUUGGCUGCAAAGACCUAUGGCACAGGAUGGAUUACGUCAGCAAUAAGAAGUUUUGUACCGGAAAACAUGGAGUUCUCAUCCUAUAGGAUGCAACAUCACGGCUUGUAGCUGGUCAGAAAGCAUGUGGCAAAUUAACAACUACAGCUUGUCUGAAUCUUUACUGAAUACUUCAGUGAAUGCUUUAGAGCUGGGCCUGGGCUACAAACAUGAGCUUUGAAGCAGACUUCUGAAAUUCCCUCAAACUCUUAUUUUGAGGUCUAGUUUGCUCUGCUUCUUACACUGAGCUAAGCUAUGAGAUGAAACCUCAAAGUCCACUGCAGUCUGUAUGGGACACAUGAGGGAUGUAGGUUUUUGCCCUAGACAUACCAUACCAAUGACAGAUUUGUUAGGAUGUGCCAUAGCCAAAAGAAAUCUCUCCCAGUGCUUAGAAUCUGCACAUUUUGGACAAUAGUUAAAACAUUUAUUUUUAUUUUAUAUCAGUAUAAAUCAUCCUUCUUUUGUGCAGAAUGAAAGGCCAUGCUAGCAGUUUACUAUACCUUUACUCUCAAAAAAAAUCCCUAGCCAAAACACUUCCCUAAAAUCAGCUAUUUAAUGCAGCCCCUUUGCCAGCCCAUUGCUGUGGGAACUCAGUCUUUCAUUUAUUUAUGAAACCAGACAGAUUCUUGUCUUGCAUGUGGAGCUGAAAUUCUAGGAUUCAAGUUCUGAUAUCUAAAUAAUGAGUUUUCCUGACCAAGACGUACUGGGCCAGGCUUUCGAAGAUGCGCUAGAAGUACUGCAGCAGCACUCUGACAGAGAAAUGCAGUGUUCACCGGGUUAUAAAAAUUGCCUGACUGUGAUCAACCAUCACCACCACCUCCGAGCAAGUCCCAGCUACUCUGCAGCACCAUCUACAGAGGACCCAGGGUAUAGCUGGAGAAAUGUGAUUACCAGUGCAGCAGAUUUUUAUGCAGAUGAGACCGUCUACCAUACGCUGCAGAAUACUCCAGAAAGCCAAGUGAUGCAUGCUGCUGCUGGCCAGCCAAAAGCAGGGAAAGGUAGAAAAAAACUUCGACUGUUUGAGUACCUGCAUGAGUCUCUGUAUGAUCCAGCUAUGGCAAACUGCAUCCAGUGGGUGGAUAAGCCCAAUGGUGUCUUCCAGUUUGUCUCCAAAAACAAGGAGAAACUUGCAGAGCUGUGGGGCGAAAGAAAGGGAAACCGCAAGAUCAUGACAUAUCAGAAAAUGGCCAGAGCACUGAGGAAUUAUGGAAGAACAGGUGAAAUCAUUAAAAUUCGAAGGAAGCUGACAUACCAGUUCAGUGCUGUUGUUUUACAGAGACUUGCUCCAUCUUAUUUCUUGGGAAAAGAAACAGUUUAUCAUCCGUACAUUCAGUCUAAUCAAGAAUAUCAGUGUGCAGAUGACUGGAUCAAUUACAGUAAUUACAUGUAUAACAAUGGUUAUGCAUUACAGCAUGCUAACAGCUAGACGUAUCUUUUACAUAAACAGGUCUUUGUUAGCUAGCAAUACUUUCCAGCACAGGAACUCUUCUCUGUACAUAGCUUUUCCUUUAUGAUAUCAUACAAACACACAAAGAGGAGGGUUUUAAAAAUGAUGUUGGCCUAGUUUUGUUCCUUUUGAAGUUAAUGAUAAAUGUUCAUUGACUGUUAAAGAAAACCAGCAGCUGUAGGGCACAUUCUAUUUUCUGUGACAUUAAUCAGAGGAAUUACUUCAGAUUCAAGCUGGUAUAUCCAAGAUCAGGAUCAAGGCUUUUGUCUGUUAGCAGACAUCAAAGAUCCCAUCCUGAAAACACUCAUUGGAAGUUUUAUUCAACUUUCCAACAUUUCCAAUCAGAAUUUAGAUGCGGUUGUGCCACAGCACAUGGACUCCCUAUCAGUUGGGUGCACUUGAAUUAGAAAAGGAAGAGAUUUGCCAGCUGCACGAAGCUACUGUCUGCUUUUUUAAUCAAUAUGUUCUUUGUUAAGAGACAUUUUCUGAGUGAAUGGCUGGCUGAACGACAGAGUCCACGUGAAGGUGCACCUGUUGGCCAAGUUGUUAAUCCUUAAUCACUUAAAUUAACAUAUCUUAGCACAGAUCCUGACAUAUGGUAUUAGGAUUGCCAGGUGCACGUUUCACUGUUGGCAGUGGAUUCAUUAGGAAAGUGACCAUACCAUGAGAGGGUUAGUGAAGGAUUAUGCUUUUCAUGAAGUUAUUUACAGUUCUUCCUCCACUAAUACGAGAAGCUGAACUUUUAUCCAGCAGUUCUGUACUCACCUAACAAACAUAGCUUUGUUAUUUAUAACCUCCUUUGGAAUUACAACUCUCUCUAUAUAAAUACAAUUUCACUUUUCCAGCUCUUUUCCUACAUGGGAAUGUAGCUGAAAGGCUCAGUGAUUUUACAUUCUCUUCAUGGGGAAGAAGGACUAAAUUUAGGUAAAAAGAAAAUAUUAGAUCCUUUAUGCCAGGAUGAUACCCAUAAAUCUACUUUUUCUCAUACUUCUCUUACCUGAUCAACUUGUAUCAUCAUAUGAGUUAUCUGUAGUGCCAAAAUACUUCCAUUCAACUGCAUUAAAUUCCAAGUUCUGUAUUUUCCUUCAAGUCAGUGCAGGUCCAGAUAUUAAUGAAGACAAAAUUAAUUUCUGUGGCGAGGUAUAAAUGGUGGCCUGAUAUGUUUGAUGAAAUUCACUGACUUCGACAGUUACCCCUUGCUCUAACUCCUGCUUACUUGUACAGGGAUAUAAUUUUAUGUAAUAAUCACAGUGCAACACACUCAAGCGAAAUUCAAGGUUUUGAGUUAAGUUUUGUUAAACAAAAGAUGUGUGCUCUUAGAAAUCUGAAGUGUGUUAAAUAGAACUAAAAACAGACACAGAUGUUAAGUCAGUAAACAUCUGCCAAAAUGAGAAGGUCAUAACUGUGUUGUUAGUAUUUCGAGUGUAGUGUCCUGUCAAAUGUAAACAGUACUACAAAGCAGGAACAAGAAUGCCACCGGUCUUACAGAACUGAAUCUGGAUCCUGCUGUAGCACUGAAUGCAGUGGGAAUUUAACUCUUACAAAGGAGUGAGGUCUUUCAGUUUAGGAUACCUUCACUAUGUGAGCUCAUACAUAAAUACAUUUCAAAUGUCAUAAUGUACAUAAAUUUGCCAAGAAACUGCACAGUUUAGUUCCUCCACAUCUGUCAUGCAUUGCACACUGACUUUAUGUUAUUUACAAGGCUGGUGACAUACACCAGGUUAAGAGUCUGCUUUGUGUAAAAUGCUUACUUUACCAAUAUGUUUAGAUUCUCUUUCCUCACCCUCGUCUACUUGUUAAGGAAAUAAAUACUUAUUCAGA
Molecule: messenger RNA, 5381 nt
Organism: Grus americana (Whooping crane)
Lineage: Eukaryota; Metazoa; Chordata; Aves; Gruiformes; Gruidae
Gene: SPIC
Product: Spi-C transcription factor
Exons: 6
Coding region: 2793-3539 (248 amino acids)
Biological process (GO): cell differentiation; regulation of transcription by RNA polymerase II
Cellular component (GO): nucleus
Molecular function (GO): DNA-binding transcription factor activity, RNA polymerase II-specific; sequence-specific DNA binding
Source: RefSeq, a predicted model, not a curated record